AUGACUAUUUGUGCUGUGAAAUCAUGUAAAAAUUACUCUUGGAAAAAAGAUAAGGAUAAGAACAUCACUUUUCAUAAAUUUCCAACUGAUCCCGUAACUUCAAGUCGUUGGACUGAAAUAAUAAGGCGGGCUAGAAAUGAAUCCUGGUGGAAGCCUAAAGAAAGGACGUGUAUUUGUUCAGUUCACUUUCAUGUCAAGGACACUUACACAACAAAGAGUGGGCGUCGUAGAAUUCGCUCGGGGGCUGUGCCUACAAAGGCUUUAUACAUAUCUUCAAUAAUCUCUGAUGAUGACGAAACAGAGAAUCUGAACGAAGACGAUGAUAUACCUUCAAAUUUAGAUGGUAAUUCGGAAGAACUUGUGGAAAAGAACCUGAAUGAAUCUAGUACUUCGACGGGACAAAAAACGGGAAAUAAUGAAUCUGCAAUCACAAACCAAGAAGAGGAGCCGGAAAUACAGUCGUCGGACUUGGAAUCGAUUUUAGACACACCAAAGAAAGCAAAACUAAGAAAAGAACUCAGAAGAAAAAGCGCACUUCAAAUGAAGCAUGUUAAAAAAAUUAAACUUUUGCAGCAAAAAAAUCGUCGACUUAGGAAAGAAAUGCCUCCUUACGACAAGUUAUAG
Molecule: messenger RNA, 624 nt
Organism: Parnassius apollo (apollo)
Lineage: Eukaryota; Metazoa; Arthropoda; Insecta; Lepidoptera; Papilionidae
Source: the annotation of a GenBank genome assembly